AUGGAGGGGUUGUCAAGAACAAAUAUUGUUUCUGAUACAUUUUAUGGAACAAGAGAUGAUAUAACAGAACAAUUUGGUAUAAUGUGGGGACAAAUCAAAGCUCCAUUGAUUGUUCCUCUUUUAAGGAUUUCAGUUUUUUUAUGUCUUGUUAUGUCUGUAAUGUUGUUUGUUGAAAGAGUUUAUAUGUUUGUUGUCAUUACUUUAUUGAAAGUUUUUGGUAAAAAACCUCAAAAAAAAUACAAAUGGGAGCCAUUAAAAGAUGAUGUUGAGCUUGCUAAUUCAUCUUAUCCUAUGGUUCUUGUUCAAAUACCAAUGUAUAAUGAAAAAGAGGUUUAUCAGCUUUCAAUUGGAGCUGCAUGUGGACUUUCAUGGCCUUCUGAUCGUAUUAUAGUACAAGUUCUUGAUGAUUCAACAGACCCCAUUACAAAGAAUUUGGUGGAAAUUGAAUGCCAAAGAUGGGCAAACAAAGGGAUAAAUAUAAAAUAUGAAGUGAGAGACAAUAGGAAUGGAUACAAAGCAGGUGCUUUGAAAGAAGGAUUGAAACAUUCUUAUGUGAAGCAAUGUGAUUUUGUUGCUAUUUUUGAUGCUGAUUUUCAACCUGAACCUGAUUUUCUAUGGCAAACAAUUCCAUUUCUAGUUCACAAUCAUGAACUUUCACUUGUUCAAGCUAGGUGGAAAUAUGUUAAUGCUGAUGAAUGUCUAAUGACAAGAAUGCAAGAAAUGUCAUUGGAUUAUCAUUUCUCUGUGGAGCAAGAAGUUGGCUCUUCAACACAUGCUUUUUUCGGAUUUAAUGGCACUGCAGGUGUUUGGAGAAUCGCGGCGAUAGAUGAGGCUGGAGGUUGGAAGGACAGGACAACGGUUGAGGAUAUGGACCUCGCUGUCCGUGCUAGUCUCAAGGGAUGGAAAUUCUUGUUCCUUGGUUCUGUCAAGGUAAAAAACGAAUUACCAAGUACGUUGAAGGCCUAUCGUUAUCAACAACAUCGUUGGUCCUGUGGCCCAGCCAAUCUCUUCAGGAAAAUGUGUAUGGAGAUCAUAAGAAACAAGAAAGUGUCUUUGUGGAAAAAAGUUCAUGUGAUUUACAGCUUCUUCUUCGUUAGGAAGGUCGUAGCUCAUAUUGUUACUUUCGUAUUCUAUGUUGUGGUAUUACCCGCCACUGUAUUAGUACCUGAAGUUGAGGUUCCGAAGUGGGGAGCUGUUUACAUUCCUGCCAUCAUUACGCUACUAAAUGCUGUUGGAACUCCACGGUCACUCCAUCUGCUGGUAUUCUGGAUCCUUUUCGAGAAUGUAAUGUCACUCCACCGUACUAAGGCCACCUUCAUCGGCUUGUUGGAGGCAGGACGAGUGAAUGAAUGGAUUGUCACGGAGAAAUUAGGGGAUGCGCUGAAGUUAAAAUCAGCUACCAAAGCGUUUAAAAAACAUCGUAUGAGGCUAGGUGACAGGAUCCAUUUGUUAGAGUUUGCUGCUGGUGCAUACCUCUUCUUCUGUGGAUGUUAUGACAUUGCAUUUGGUACUAACCACUAUUUCCUCUACCUCUUCAUUCAAGCAUUCGCCUUUCUCAUCGUUGGAUUUGGUUACGUUGGUACUUUCGUCCCCAACUCAUAAUCAACGCUCGUGAAACUGAUCUUACGGUAUGAAUCUUAAGCUUUUUCGCCCUGUGCUCCCCUCUCAGUAGCACAACAAAAAUAGUGUGGCGUUGAAGCGCCCUUUCUUGUUUAUGAGUGUUGUUUUUGAUCAUUUUGUAAAGAGAUAAAUAGUUGGGUAUAUUCUUUUUAGGUCAUUUCAAACAUGAAGUGAUUCGAGCCCUGAGGGGUCAGGGCUCGAAUCGUGUUUGUUCUCUUUGUGUAUAUUCUCAGAAAGAGUCCUAUGGCUAAAUGCAGCAUCAUAUACAUAGGAAGGAGAUGCAAAAAAGAUAUGAUUUUUUUGUUCCUAUUCAUUUUACUGAGAUGUAAUUUGGUUUCAAAUAUCAAUGCAGAGCUAAUGUUUACAUUUCUCUA
This is a messenger RNA of Solanum pennellii, 1994 nucleotides long. Its product is annotated as glucomannan 4-beta-mannosyltransferase 9-like. Gene Ontology annotation, cellular component: Golgi apparatus. Lineage: Eukaryota; Viridiplantae; Streptophyta; Magnoliopsida; Solanales; Solanaceae. The transcript has 9 exons. The record is from RefSeq and is a predicted model, not a curated record. Bases 1 to 1602 code for a protein of 533 amino acids. Gene Ontology annotation, molecular function: mannan synthase activity.